This is a messenger RNA of Anthostomella pinea, 726 nucleotides long. The record is from the annotation of a GenBank genome assembly. Lineage: Eukaryota; Fungi; Ascomycota; Sordariomycetes; Xylariales; Xylariaceae.
AUGAGAUUGCAAAGCUGCUUGAUAGCAGGGACCGGCGUUUUGUCGAGCCUUUGCUUACUCGCUGGCGCCGAAAGCCCCCCAGCUGUUUCAUCCAGAGCCGAGGUCAAUUCAGCUGAAGUCUACGGCCUCACGAGACAUCCGUCGCAUAAAGGCGAAGUGGACGCUUGGGUGAAGCAGUUCAUCUACUAUAAAAAUGAGAAGUUCCAGCAUUUCUAUGUUGAAAACCAGGACAAGGAACUCAUCAACACGUACGCGGUAUCGUUGAGUAACGGAGCCUAUGUAGGCUUUGGUACCAACAUAUAUGGGCGCGGCGGCAAGCAGUUGACCGAAAUGCGCUACAGGGAAUUAAGGAUGGAUAACUGGAUGAAAAGCGUCGGCAAGACAGACGCGAAAGACCUGAGAAAGCUUUUCUCCAUGCACGUUACGAAUCCAGCUGCAAACACUGCCACCCAAGCGGCACUCGAGGCUGUGGGGGAAGAAUUUAGUGGCCCUCUUGAAACCUCGGAUCCCUUUGCAGAUGUGGAUUACCACAAACACGAAUUCGAAGAGGGUAAGACAGGAUGGAAUGAACUUAUCAGGGGUAACCCGAUCAUUGGAGGCAUCAUAAAGAUGUGUGACGUGUACGAAGACCUUUUGGGGUACGUUCGGGUGAGGGAGGUUACGACACUUACUUCGAGGAACAAUGAUGGCAGCGUGAACCUGCACUACUACACCCGAUUAGGCUGA